Molecule: messenger RNA, 2905 nt
Organism: Drosophila gunungcola (fruit fly)
Lineage: Eukaryota; Metazoa; Arthropoda; Insecta; Diptera; Drosophilidae
Gene: klhl10
Product: kelch-like protein 10
Exons: 6
Coding region: 310-2538 (742 amino acids)
Molecular function (GO): protein binding
Source: RefSeq, a predicted model, not a curated record
CUCGAGGUUUCUCAGUUUGGGGCUCAGUAGCCAUUUUGUUUUUCAAGAGAUCUGUCUCGUUGUUGAUAAAAUAUCAAACAUUAUUAUUUUUCCUACAGUUGAAUACGGAGUCCUUGCUCCUCUACAGUGUUAUCAAUUAUCAAAAAACGCGUUUCACUAGAUAAGAAGCAGUAAUCUGGACCCCAACAAGGUGCUACUGCUGGCCCGUUCCCCUCAAAGAAUCACAAUUAAAACGAAAACCUACUGCACGGCGUCAACUAGAGUUUGGUUUUUAUACUCACUUUGCCCUAUGUGCUUUCAGUGUACAUAAUGGAGUUGAAUGAGGAUGACAGUCACCCGGAGAUCGAGGCUCUCGGCUGUGAACUCAGCACCGUGCUCAAGGCGUCUGCUAAAUCUUUAGCACCCACCGUUAGCGACGAAGCACUUAACACGCUAAACGAGCUGCGCGAAGCGAAUCUUCUAUGCGAUGCCCAGAUCUCGGUGGGGGAGCAUGCCUUUAACGUACACCGCGCAAUAAUGUCCUCAUGCAGCUCGUAUUUUCGGGCGCAGUUCACAGGGUUUUAUACCUCCAGUUGCGGAUGCGGAGCUGGAGCUGCUAGUGUCGAGGAGAAACGCGUCAUCCAUAUCCCUGGCAUAAGUGCAUGCAUAAUGAACUGUGUAAUCCAGUUUGCAUAUCUGCGCAAGACCACCAUUUGCGAGGACAAUGUCCACGAACUUCUUAUCUGUGCGGACUAUGUUGGCAUGGUGGCUCUGGUUAAGCAGUGCAAAAACUACCUUAGCCGCACUCUUACCCCUGAAAACUGUGUCAGUAUAAUGGGAUUUGCACGGUUUCGAUUUUUGGAGGACUUGCACCUAAAGGCCCGCCACUAUAUGCUGAGAUACUUUACGGAAGUAGCAGCCCGAAAUACGGACAUCAUGGAAAUGAAUAUUAAGGACUUUUACAGCAUUAUUAGCGACGAUGAACUUAACACACGCGAAGAGGACCAUGUAUGGAAACUGUGUGUCAAGUGGAUCGACCGGAAUCCGGAGAGCCGCAAAAAACAUGUUGCACACUUAAUGACUGGCGUUCGAAUGGGUCUCAUGACUCCAAAGUGCUUCAUGGAAGAGGUCAAGGAGCACCCGUACGUCAUUCAAUGUGAAGCCGCCAAGCCCCUGAUUGUCGACACCUUCAAGUUCAUGUAUGAUCUGGACUUUUUAAACCCACAGGCAGACGAGCUUACCACACCUUCGCUUGCAAUGCCGCGCCUGCCGCACGAGGUCAUAUUUGCCAUUGGUGGAUGGAGCGGCGGAACCUCAAAAGGAUGCAUCGAGACAUACGACACAAGGGCCGAUCGCUGGGUGAACAUCAACGCUGAGGAUCCUGCUGGUCCCCGCGCAUACCAUGGAACCGCCGUGAUUGGCUUUAAGAUAUUCUCGAUAGGCGGGUACGAUGGUGUUGAGUAUUUCAACACCUGCCGCGUAUUCGAUGCAGUAAAAAAGAAGUGGAGCGAAAUCGCGCCGAUGCAUAGUCGCCGCUGCUACGUGAGUGUGACAGAGUUAAACGGCAUGAUAUAUGCCAUCGGUGGCUACGACGGCCACAACCGGCUAAACACCGUGGAGCGAUAUAACCCGAAAACCAACCAGUGGUCCAUUAUCCCCCCAAUGAACAUGCAGCGUUCCGAUGCCAGCGCCUGCACCCUGCAAGGCCGUAUCUAUGCCACCGGCGGUUUCAACGGCCAGGAGUGCCUUGACAGCGCCGAGUGCUACGACCCGAUCACCAACGUGUGGACGCGGAUAGCUAACAUGAACAAUCGUCGGUCCGGAGUUAGCUGCGUGGCCUUCAGGAACCAACUGUACGUUAUUGGUGGCUUUAACGGUACGGCGCGCCUAUCUACUGGAGAACGCUUUGAUUUGGACUCGCAGACCUGGCAUUUCAUUCGAGAAAUGAAUCACUCGCGUAGCAACUUUGGGCUGGAGAUUAUUGACGAUAUGAUCUUUGCCAUCGGCGGCUUUAACGGCGUCUCAACCAUCUCGCAUACCGAGUGCUACGUUGCGGAAUCAGAUGAGUGGAUGGAGGCCACUGAUAUGAAUAUUGUCCGCUCAGCCCUGUCUGCCAAUAACGUAGCCGGUCUGCCCAACAAACGAGACUACAUACACAAAGAGCGGGACCGCCUAAUGGAGGAGCGCCGUCAGCGUCUCAUGGCUACCGCCAUGGCCCGGGAGGACAUCGGUCACAACAACAUAUCGCAAACGUUAAUGCAGACCAAUGAUGGGGCCAUGGAUGACUACGAGAGCCCCAACGAAGAUGAAGAGGCUCAGCAGCAGCAGAACAUAACACUGCCUUUUCCUCCAGUGGCUCCAGCUCCCGGUUUCGGACCAACUACCGGACCAGGAUUCGCCCCGGUGGCUUUCCAGCCACCAUCACAGCUUCAACCCGUUGGCACCAUCCACCAAAACCGAUUAAUGGAAGAUCGCGGUCAAGACAACAAUCGGCGCUUUCGUAUGCAGCUGCGUAAUCCACGCCACGGUUCGCAUCAUGAAAUUCGUCGUCGCGCCUAGACGUUGGCGCGCCACAAGGCCAUUCAGCUUUGGGCAUGAAUUAUGACAGGUCCUAUCAUUAAGUGAAAAGAAGAGCAGAAUCCGACAUGAUAAAGCGUUAGCGUAUGGCAAGGUAUUUUUGUCUUUCAAGUCCUGCAGCGUAGCCGACGUCCGUUGAAACCGUUUUUCGAUACUUUACUCACUUUAACACACACACAGAAACUGAAUAUCCGAACAAUUUUAAUUCCCCAACCCUUUUAGCAAAUUUAAAAAAGGUACUGAAAAAACAAAAAAAUAUUCAAAAAUUAUAAUUGAUCCAAAUUGAACAUAUGUACACCAAAAUUUAACGCAUUAAAAAUGUAUUAUAAUAAAGCCUUGCUUAACUACA